This is a messenger RNA of Arabidopsis arenosa, 1913 nucleotides long. Lineage: Eukaryota; Viridiplantae; Streptophyta; Magnoliopsida; Brassicales; Brassicaceae. The record is from the annotation of a GenBank genome assembly.
ACAGAUUUUCGAAUCUAUAGAGAAGAAACAUGAAGCAAUGUGAUCGUAGUCUAUCUUCUUUUACUACUUCGUUAUCAUCUUCUUUCGUUGCUUCUGAAUCUGAUCCUGAAGAUUCUUUAUGGAAUGAUUUCACUUUCGAUUUCUCAUUCUUGACAUCCGAAGACCAAAAGAUUUGUCCCAAUGAUGCGACCACUGUUCCUAAAGCGAAAGAAUCGGGGCAUUCGGUUUUUGGAGUUACUAGUAUACCUCCAGUAGCUAGGAGUGCUGACAUAGCUAACGAUAACUCUGAUUUUAAUGGAGUAGAGAGACGGUAUUCUUGCGCUAGGGACGAGUCAGCUUGUUCGGGGAAGUUUCUGGUGAGAAAAGAUAGCAAUUGCAGUCCACUCUUCUCUAAAGUGUCAGCGCUGCGGAUUGAAUGUACCAACGGUUCUGGUAUUGACAAGAAGAAUCUAUGCAGCGCAAACAGAAGUGUACUAUCUGAGAAAUCUUCGAUACAAGAUGACAUUGAGGUGGAUUCUUCUUGUUGGAGAAGAACACGGUCUCAUAACACUGCGGCAUUAGGUGUCAAGUCUUUGAACUUCAGGCGUUUUAGCGAUGAUCAAAAUUGUAUCUAUGGAUUGAAUCCUUUGGCACCUCAAUAUAUACCGUCCAAUGGUAAGAAGAACCUAGACAAGAAUGGUAGAGUCUUUGAAGAAAAUUGUAGUUUUUCUGAAGCUGGCAUUGAACAAGGUUCCAACCAAAACACUAGAAGAAGCGUCCUUAUCCAUGAUGUAGAUGAAAGUUUGGGUUUAGUAUCUCAAGAUAGUCUUUCAAACACUAUGAGCUUGUUAGAUAUUAGCAACGGGUUCCAAAAGUCUACGAAGCUGGAUCCUUUAGCCCCUGUUUUCGUUCCUGCUUGUGCAAAACGAAGUGACGUUGUUAAUGAAAGGCAUGGUGCAGCAGAUCACAUGAUAACUAUGGAGACAAAUGUUGGCUCAACUUCUGGUUUAAGUACUUCUUCAGACAAUAAGGUUGAGACACAUUCUUCAGAGGCCGACCGCAGUUUAAGACAUCGAUACUCUAAAAAUAUUCGUGAAUGCGGAACAUAUCCAUUCAACCCUCAGCUUCGGUCUCAAGUUCAGAUUUCUGAGAAUACAAAACUGGAUAUGACCAGCAACAAGUCUCAUGGUCGGAAGAAACUAAAUCCUCUGGCCCCUCAGUUCUCACUAGCCGAUAAUAAACAAAAAGUAUAUGGCUGUGAGGAAAACCAAGCUGCAAAUGAUUUACCGGCCAUGGUAAAUGGUUCCGUGUUGAUCUCUCCAAUUGGCUCAUCUUCAAGCGAUGUGAGAGCUUUAUCUGACUUUGGCGAUGGAAACGGCUGUUCCACAUCAUCACCAUCUCCAAAAGUGGAUGUUAAGAAACUCCUUACGACGAUUCAUGAACUGUCAGAGUUGCUAACACAUGUACACAGUUCAGAAACUUCAGAUACACCAAAUGAGCAAUAUCUUGAUCUCAUCAACUGUACUGUGCAGAAUCUCAACUCGUACAUCAAUAACAAAGUUCAGGAGCAUACUGGGAAUCAUUCAAGCGCUGUACACAGUUCAUGUGAUUUAUAUUCGUUUCCUAAUAUGCGUAAGCAAUCGAUUAGAGACCAUCAGCCACCAAAGGCGAAAAUUACGAUUGCCAAUGUUGAUGUUAAAAGGAAAGAGAAGUACUCCAUGGUCUCAGGGGAUAUGGUACCAGAUUCACAUUUUCGAUUUGGUGUGAUGAACAAAGAAAAUGGCUUUAGCAAGGUUAGCGAGUAUAAAUUUAAGCGGCUGAAUCUCACAGCACAGCCUUAGAGACUAAGGUCUGUGUACGGAAUUUACGAGGCGGUGUUACGAUCUAGAGAAGUUUUGCUAGCAAGUGUGUAGAUAUAAAAGAGUGACACUCAU